UUGCUUUUUGCCAGAGAACAGAGGCUCUCGGCUGGAGAAGCCUCUGCCACUCCCAACCGAUCCGUUCUCUUUAUUAAAAUUACACCCCAACAACUCUAAAAAAAAGCCCUCCAGCCCUUCCAUUUGAAGAUGCAGAAGUACUAUUGAGACUAAACGAUUCUAAGAAGUCCUUUUUCCCGACUUUAAGGGUUUUGGAAGAAACUUUGAUGAACUUGUUUUUCAGGAAACUAAGUGUGAGGCAGACUUCCUGAGAUGUUCCGACCAGGCUUUUUCGCUGUUCUUCUUUGUAUGGUGCCGAUUUCUCUUCAGGCUCAAGAUGAAGUUGACUUCUUGGAUUAUAGGCCUACCACCUGUGUAGGUAAAACAGAUUGUCCCAUCAAUGUGUACUUUGUCAUCGACACCUCAGAGAGCAUUGCCCUGCAGACUGUGCCCAUCCAGAGCUUGGUGGAUCACGCGAAGGAGUUCAUUACUGAAUUCAUCAGUCAGCUUGAGAAUGAGGUCUACCUGGGCCAGGUGUCCAUCACUUGGCAGUUUGGGGGUCUCCACUACUCAGAUGUGGUGAAAAUCUACAGCCCCUUAACCAGCAGCAAGGACACAUAUAUCAACAAGCUGAAAAGCAUUAGCUAUAUUGGCAGGGGCACCUUCACGGACUGUGCCAUCUCCAACAUGACAGACCAGCUCAAGAAUCGCGUGCCCCGCAGUGCCAACUUUGCCGUGGUCAUUACAGAUGGCCAUAUCACUGGGAACCCCUGUAGAGGCAUGAAGAUGCAAGCUGAUUCAGCACGGCUUGAAGGGAUCAAGAUUUUUGCUGUGGCCCCCAGCCAACAAAUCUUUGAGCCGGGACUCCGAGAGAUCGCCAACGUACCCUAUGAGCUGUACCGCAAUAACUAUGCCACUACAAAGAAAGAUGCCCUGGCAGUUGAUGAUGAAACCAUUAAAAGGAUAAUCAAAAUCAUGAAACAUGAUGCCUAUACAGAGUGCUAUGAGUUGCGCUGCCUGGAGAUUCAAGGCCCUGCUGGUCCCAAAGGGUAUCGGGGACAGAAGGGUGCCAAGGGGAACAUGGGUGAACCAGGUGUGCCUGGUCUCAAAGGACGACAGGGAGACCCUGGUAUUGAAGGUCCCAUUGGAUACCCUGGCCCCAAGGGUGUUACUGGUAUGAAAGGAGAAAAGGGUGAGAUUGGAGCUGAUGGCCGAAGGGGAGCCUUGGGUUUGUCAGGGCGGAACGGCACAAGUGGACAGAAGGGCAAGCUGGGACGAAUUGGACCUCCAGGUUGUAAAGGAGACUCAGGCGACAAGGGUCCUGAUGGUUACCCAGGAGCGGCAGGAAACCCAGGAGAGAGAGGGGAUGAAGGUACAAAGGGAGAUCCAGGCCGCCCUGGCCUAAAUGGGCCCCCGGGAGCCAUUGGAGAGAAAGGAAACAGGGGACCUAAAGGCAACACUGGAAGCCCUGGAUCCCCUGGCAUCAAGGGAGGCAAAGGCAGCCCAGGACCUUCAGGACCUAAUGGAGAACCUGGUCGUCGUGGUGAUCCAGGAGCAAAGGGCACCCCGGGAAGCCCUGGAAUCAAGGGAGAGAGGGGGGACCCAGGCCCUGAGGGCACCAGAGGCUUGCCAGGAGAAAUUGGAAACAAAGGAGCCAAGGGGGAUCGAGGACUGCCAGGGGCGCGGGGCUCUCCAGGUGCUGUGGGAGAGCCAGGCAAGCCUGGAUCGCGUGGAGAUCCAGGUGACUUGGGCCCAAGGGGUGACUCUGGCCCAUCAGGACCCAAGGGAGACAGAGGCAGACCUGGCUCCGGCAAACCUGGCUACCCAGGACUGCGGGGUGACAAAGGCGAGAAGGGCUUACCUGGCCCAGAGGGUGGAAGAGGCGACUUUGGCCCAAAAGGCUCUCCAGGCACUAAAGGAGAGAAAGGGGAGAUUGGUGACCCUGGCCCCAGAGGCGAGCCUGGACCCAGAGGCCUACCUGGUGAACAAGGCCCUGAGGGUGACCCUGGCCCAGCAGGACCUCCUGGCCUGACGGAAUGUGACGUGAUGACCUACGUGAGGGAAACCUGUGGCUGCUGCGACUGUGAGAAGCGCUGUGGUGCCCUGGACAUCUUGUUCGUCAUAGACAGCUCUGAGAGCAUCGGCUACACCAACUUCACUCUAGAGAAGAACUUUGUCAUCAACGUGGUCAGCAGGCUGGGCUCCAUUGCCAAGGACCCCAAGUCCCAGACAGGAGCCCGUGUUGGGGUGGUACAGUACAGCCACGAGGGGACAUUUGAAGCCAUCCAAUUUGAUGAUGAGCGCAUAGACUCACUGUCCAGCUUCAAAGAGGCGGUGAAGCGGCUGGAGUGGAUUGCUGGGGGCACAUGGACACCCUCUGCCCUGCAAUUUGCCUACAACAAGCUCAUCAAGGAAAGCCAGCGAGAGAAAGCUCGGGUAUUUGCGGUGGUGAUAACUGAUGGGCGGUUUGACCCACGGGAUGAUGACAAGAACCUGAACGCCCUCUGUCAGGACAACGUCUUUGUCAAUACCAUCGGCAUUGGAGACAUGUUCUACCAGCCAGAACAGAGUGAGACCCUGGUCUCCAUUGCGUGCAACGAGCCACAGAGAGUGCAGAAAAUGAGACUCUUCUCAGACCUGGUGGCUGAGGAGUUCAUUGACAAAAUGGAGGAUGUGCUCUGCCCAGAUCCACAGAUUGUCUGUCCAGACCUGCCCUGCCAAACAGAUGGCAGGAACCCUGGGAACGAACCCCCAGUAAUUUUCCGCCCCAUGGAAGAGGGGGUCAAGAUAAAUUUCCCCAGCACCAUACAAACGAUCGCCCAGUUCCUAAACUCCACGCGGGAAAUCCAGGACCCCAACAUGUACACCCAGCUGGUGGCCACUUUGGCCUAUACCGCCGAAAAAGCCAAGUUUGCCACUGGACAUGAUCGGCAGGAGUGGAUGGACCUAUUCAUUGACACUUUUAAAAUGGUGCACAGCGAGAUUGUGGGAGAUCCAGAAACGGUGCUAGGGCUUUGCUGAGAUGUCUGCUAUAGAGGAUCUCACCUGGAUGAAAAUUGUGGCCGAGUCGGGGUGGAGGGGGGAGAGCUGGUAGCUGUUGGGAAAACAUUUUUACCUGUAAACCACUUUCCCCGAGUCCCUGUUUGUGCAGACAGAUACGCAGGCAGGCGCUUUUAGUUUGGAAAAGCCCAGAAAAAUCUCAGUUGCUCUCAGCUACUGACUUGAGAUAAAGGGUGUCUUCAGCUUAGCUGGCAGCCCAGCAUGGCAGCACUUUCCAUAGAAUAGGAGAUAAGCUUGCUUUUUCUGCUAUGGUUUUUGUAAAAAAAAAAAAAAAAAAAAAAAAGAUCUGCUGACUGCUAACAGAAGAGCUGAUCUGUCCUGUCCCCAGGCAAUGGAUGCAGACAGAUUCUGGCCUUCUGAAUAUUCCCACACUAGCAAGAGUGAUUAGAGCUCCAACCAGAUCCCAUAAUGGACCGUGCUCAGCCCUCAGUCAUACCUGGCCAGCAUGGCUGAGCUAGUAGGCUUAUCAGCAUAGGUAUAACUGAGGGCAGGCGUGAAUCUUUUCCUUGAAAUGUGCACAAUGUGUGUUUUAAGUGUUUUUCUAUUUAGCUUUCAUUCUGAUGUCUUCUGUGUUCUCUUUUCCUGUUCAACAACAAGGGCUUUCCUAGGAUUGCACAAAGUCUUAGCAAGGCCAAGAUGACAAAACAAGCAACCCCUCCUGUUAUCAUUACAAUGUUUGAACAACAGCCUAAUCACAGUGCAGCCUGUGGUAUUAAGAAUAGUAUGUUGGUGUGAGCCAUUAGGGAUGGCCAUCAUCAUCUUUCUCCAGGUGUGCUGAUUAAGGAUUGCCCUUGUUAGAACAUGCAUAGUAUGUUCUGUGUCUGAUUGUACGCUAAUGUGUGUACGUGUAUUACAGUUCUCUUGUUUUUCCUCACUGUCCUGCAUAGUAACAUAUGUAUAGACAUAUCCAGGGAAAAAUGCAAUAUAUAGGACCUGGAAGCAAAAGCUAGAAUGCACUAACUGCACAGUUAAAUAUGUAUGGUAUGUUAUUAUAAUGCUUACAGCUACAUGUUUAAACUCAGUGUAGGUUUGUGCAUGGAAAGUUCAAAACCGACGCUAUGCUGGAUUCAGAGAGAUAAUAGCCAUUGUUGCUAUAAUAUACAGUUUAAAACACAGAGGAUGAUUUUCAAAGGCAUAUGUCCUAUUCACUUUCUCCAAGAGAGAGGUACCUAGCUAAUGGCUAUUGUGCCUUUAAAAUUCAUCCCCUCACCCUCACCUGCAGAAGAGGAGGGCAUAAUUUACUUUGUGCCAGUAAGUGAGCUCUGUGAGACCUCUAACUUUGAUGUAGUUUUAUUAUAAUUACUUCAACUUUCCCAGGCAUAUUUAUUUAACUAAUGUGCAAAAUGGCAAAGCCAGGUGCUUGACUUAGUCCUUUAAUUAUAUGUUAGUGUUUGAGCUAAAAUGAUAUCUGUUUUAAAGCAGUUAAAGAUAGUAUAGUUACCUGGUCAUAGCCAGGAGUGAGAAACAGUAAACUGGAAUUAGGAACUGGAAAACCUGAAAAACUUGGCUUGACCGCAUCUAGGAUCUACAGAACUAGACUGGAAAGUGCCUCUCAAGAGGCCUUCUCAGGAGGUGACUAGGCCUUUCUUUGGCUUUUGGUCAGGUCAGAAAAACUGCACCAAAAUAGACUUUCUUCCAGCAGUUCAACACUUUUUGCUCCCAACCUGUCCCCUGCAGGGCAGUUCAGAGACUCUUGCCACUGCAACAUAAUGAGAAAAGCGGUUAACAGCAUUUCUUCAAGCUUCAUAAUUGUUGCAUUUAACUUUCAGGCAAAGGUUUAGAAUGAGGCUCUGCCUGUUUUUGACCCCAGCUGCCUAGUUCUACCUCUUAUCUAUGUAAGCGGGAUCAUCUGCAGUCAAACCCAACUCUCACCCCCAACACCUUUUUGGCAUGUGACUUUAGCCUGAUAAAUUCUGAACAGCUAAGUUGCUUUGACCCUGAUCCAACAAAGCAGCACUUGAGCAUUUGACUGACUUAAAGCAUGCAAUUUAUUCUGUUGGUUUCAGUGGGACUCCUCAAGGGUCCAAGAUGCUUUGUUGAACCAGGUCCUAGGUCAGUAGAAUUUGAUUUGUUUUUUGGAAAGGCAAGUAUAUUUGUCUUCUCAGCUAUAGACAUUUAUUUCAUAGUCACCAAGAAACCAAGCACAAAGACUUGAAACAAAUGAGCAUAAAUCUGAAAGAAUAAUCCAACAUGUAUCAGCAGCAUAACCCAGAGAAAAUGUCCCCUUGCCCUGAGCUGCAGCCCAGCUUAGUGCUCUUGUUCUUUUUCUUUUAAGUAAGAACAUAAAAGUAAUAAUACGAUCCUGGUAUGUCCCUAACAGCCAGAAGCCAGAGUCCAAUAUAUUCACUGAGAGGGAGGAUUUGGGGUUUUGUGAAGGUAGGCAAUUGCUGGGCUCACCCCACCUCACCCCCCCCCCCCCAGGAAAUGUAAAAGGGACACACGUAACCUUAGUGGCUAGAGCUUUUCAUGUAAGGCGACAGAGCCAAAAGAACUGAAAAGACUUACAACCCCCCCCCCCCCCAAAAAAAAACAACAAAAAACAAAACACCCCAAAAAUCAAAAGAACAAAGGUUGGUUCCAGCACAUAGAAUGAUCCCCCCUGUCUGAAGGAGCAGGGUUAUUAGAGGCAAGAUACUGAUGGUGCUUCCGCUGUUCAUCUCUUUAUACAUGCUCUCCCUCAGCCCUGCAUCAGAUGCUGCCCAGUACCUAGAAUGUGGUGCGGUGUACUGCAGACACGCACGCCUCCCUCUAUAAGCUGUAUGACAAGGACCCAUACUCCCAUUAAAGCAUGAUGUGAAGUGACUGGC
Alligator mississippiensis (American alligator) is the source of this 5846-nucleotide messenger RNA. RefSeq names its product collagen type VI alpha 2 chain (gene COL6A2). The transcript has 28 exons. Bases 253 to 3000 code for a protein of 915 amino acids. The record is from RefSeq and is a predicted model, not a curated record. Lineage: Eukaryota; Metazoa; Chordata; Crocodylia; Alligatoridae.